AGGCAGAACUAAUUGAAUUUAUAUGUUGUUGAUUGUAACUGAUCAAAAGUAAGUUCAAGUAAAUGAGCGAGGGAUGCAAGAGCGAUGAUCACACGUGGAGCCUCUGAAGAUGGACCCCCUGCUUUUCUGGCGGUCUGGCCUGACAGAAGACGACACUUCAGGGGUGAAGAGUUCUCCCUUCACUGCUCAGUAAAUGAUGGGAAUUCAACAGGCUGGAUGUUGCGGAGGGUUCAGGGAGGGGAAGUGAGAUCUGGCUGUUUGCAGUUAAAUGGCACAGAAUCUACAGGCAGGCCUGAAGAAUGUGGAUUUACAGACAUCGACAGUAAGAACAGCGGAUUGUACUGGUGUGAGGGUCACGAUGGAGACAAGAAAAGCAACUCUAUUAACAUCACUGUGAGCUAUGGUGAGGUGCGUCUCCUGAGCCCAGUUCUCCCAGUGAUGAAAGGAGAUUCAGUAACUCUGCAAUGCAAAGUCAAAUUGUAUGAACUCAACCAGAUUAUAUUCUACAAAAAUGGUGUCCAAGUCCUGUCACUAAAUGGCACUCGGAUGACAAUUGAGAAUGUCAGCCAAGCAGAUGAGGGCUUCUACAAGUGUGCUAUCGCCAAUUCAACUUUGGAGAGUCCAGAAAACUGGCUUUCAGUUAGAGAGAACUCAACAGCUGAUUCAAAUGCCGAAAGGCCAUCUUCAGGAUCCCUGGUGUGGUUGUCAGGGCUCUGUAUAAUCUUGGUUCUUCUGGUGGUUCUUCCUGUGCUCUGGCUGAUGUUUCCAGGUCUUAGAGAGAAAUUGCUCGCCGGUUUAAAUGGGGCAGUUAGAAGAGAAAGGAUCCAACAGGAAAUGCCUAAAACCAAGCAGGACGUGACUGAAGUCCAGUGGGAUCUUCCCUGGAUGGAGAUGGACAAUCUGUUGGACAAGCAACAACAUCCUGGCAGCUGAACAUUCUUCUAAACAUUUUUCAGAUAUGCAUUCCUUCGUGUGUUUUUCAAGUUAGAAAAUAGGCACUGUGGUCCAUAAGUAAUGGAAAAUAUGACAUGUGAAUAAGAGACAUUGAUAUUUACUGUAUGUAUAAAAUCACAAUAUUGGAAAAUCAAAACAAUGUGUUUCAGCAAGACCUUGUUUCAUCCACCUAAUCGAUAUCUACAGUAGCCUAUUAGGUUACCGUCAUUUACUGACGGUGACGUGAAAACUGCUCACCCCUGAAGAGUCAUCUGCUGUUAGGCAGAGAAAUGAGAGGACAUAAGGUUGGGUGUGUGAGAGGUGGAAAUGAAUUAUGAUAAAUACCUGUUCACGCUGAGAGAAUCUCAAGAGUCCAUUGGGAAACUAUUCGAAUGACAAUGUAUGCCAGAUUAGGAUUUGUGCAUUCAUACAUGCUGCUUAAAUUUGUUUAUAGGCUACUUGAUGCAGUCGCAUGAGGGCGUGGGUGCAAUCGUAAUCAUAAAAUCCGAAAGUAAAUGAGUUGCAGACGAGUGUAGCCGAAUACGUUUUCUAUACCAAAGCUGACAAGACAAUCCAGGACUCAUUAAAUUAAGCAACAGUAUUUCCUAUAAAGGAAUCUAUGUAACAUUUAAACACUCAUUUAUCUCAAAUGUAAAUUCAUAUAACAGUGUAAAGUUAUAUUUUAGUAUUAAACAUUUAUUUCAAUGUUCACUAAUGUAUUGCUUUAAGUUUAGUAUUAAUUUUAAAUGUAGCCUUGGCUACAUUAGAUGAUAGCAUACAUAAAUUUAUUAUAUAAGAUUUAAAAGACAUACAAACAUAUAACUUAGGGGCCAACCCACGAAGUGGCGUAGACACCUAUUGCUUCCUAUAGUGUCCUUAUUAUUCUGCUUCUUCUUCUUCUGCCAUGGAAGUCUAUGGCAGCCCAUAGAACCGUACAUGGGAAAGUUGUGAAAUUUUGCUGUUACCAUGGCAAAUAUGGAGUCUCUAUCCCAAACUCUAUAGCGCCACCAACAGUCCAAACGUCCACAUACGUUUUUGCCUAUAACUUUUGAACCGAACAUCAAAUAUGACAUUGUCAUAAAAUGCUGUAUUUUUCAAAUGCAAUAACGUAUCGUGACGUAACUUGGCUAAGUUCAUCAAGGUCAAGUUCUGAGAUGACUUGUAAAGUAAUAGGCCAGCGUCCCCUCAAGAGAUAUAAUGAAAUGUCAUGGUCCUGCAUUCUUGGUUCUGUACUUCUAGUCAUGUGGCAGGAUCGGGACGGAGCCCUUAGGUUCUAUGUGAGAAAGCCAUGAGUUGUUUGUUUUGACAGCUCAUGUGUUUUCUCGUGUCUUGUCAUUGGCCCCGCCCCUCUCGUUUCAUGUAUUGCUUCCCUGCCGUGUCUAAUGUUUCCCACCUGCCCUGUGUAAUUAUCCCUCGUUUGUCUCUCCUUUAAAAUGCCCUGUUGUUUCAUUGUCUUGUUGCUCGUGUAUUACAUAUGGUGAGUUCUGUGUAUGUGCUAUGUACCUCGUCCAGUGUUCCUGUUCCCAGCCUUGCCCGUGUUCUGUGAGUUUUGUGUUCUACCCUGUCGUGUUGUGGUGUUAGACGUUUGGUCGUGUCCUUUAGUUUAGUUUUGCUGUUCUUGUUAUCAUUUUGCCCCCACGUGGGAAGUCUUUUGUUUUAUAUAUAUCUCUUAGUUUCGUUUUCCCCCAUUGUGGGUUUCCCCCAUUUUUGUUUCGUGUAUUAAUAAAGCCUUGUUGUGUUAACCCCU
This is a messenger RNA of Triplophysa rosa, 2680 nucleotides long. RefSeq lists its product as uncharacterized. Gene Ontology annotation, molecular function: transmembrane signaling receptor activity. The record is from RefSeq and is a predicted model, not a curated record. Lineage: Eukaryota; Metazoa; Chordata; Actinopteri; Cypriniformes; Nemacheilidae. The transcript has 7 exons. Gene Ontology annotation, biological process: cell surface receptor signaling pathway. Bases 85 to 933 code for a protein of 282 amino acids.